Molecule: messenger RNA, 1485 nt
Organism: Leptopilina heterotoma
Lineage: Eukaryota; Metazoa; Arthropoda; Insecta; Hymenoptera; Figitidae
Product: piggyBac transposable element-derived protein 4-like
Exons: 4
Coding region: 1-1485 (494 amino acids)
Source: RefSeq, a predicted model, not a curated record
AUGGAGGACGAAGUAUAUUUAGUAGAUAUUCCGAGUGAUGCAGAAUCUAUUGAUAGCCUGCGUGAUUCAGAAGACGAAAAUGAUCAAUUGACCCGAAAGGCGAAAGAUGCUCCAGAUCAUCCAUUUCUUUUGAAUACUGAUGUAUUACACGAAUCAGAGAGUGAAGAAGAAGAAGUAGAGCAGGUAGAAGAAGAUGGAACAUGGAGUAGACGGAGUGUACCAAGAACAGAUAUUCCAUUCAUUAAAAACUUCGGUCCAAAUAUCCCGACAAGUGCAAAAACUCCAUUAGAUAUUUUCUUUUGCUUAUUUCCACAUACCCUUGUGGAUACAAUAGUGGAACAGACAAAUUUGUAUGCACAACAAAAGAACAGUAAGCAGGAACCAGCGAAAAAAGAAGAACUCCUUGUCUUUUUAGGGAUUAACAUUCUAAUGGUUAAUCGUUUUGGUUUCUAUCUAAGUCAUUUACAUAUAAAUGACAACAAAAAUGAACCCAAGAAAGGAGAAACAAAUUAUGACAAACUGUUCAAAUUGAGACCUCUAAUUGAUACGCUUGGUCAAACGUUCAAAAACUGUUGGAAUCCUGGAAAAUACCAGGCCAUUGACGAAUCAAUGAUAAAAUUCAAAGGGCGCAACAGUAUGAAACAAUUCAUGCCUGCUAAGCCAAUAAAACGUGGCUAUAAGAUGUGGACAAGAGCAGAUGAAUCUGGUUUUGUAAGCGAAUUUCAAAUGUACACUGGGAAAGCUGAAUCAGCAGAGAAACAAUUAGGUGCUCGAGUAGUAAAAGAUCUUACUCGUGAACUUGUUGGCGGAAACCACCAUGUUUACUUUGACAACUUUUUCACGGGCGUUGAUCUUUUAGCUUCUUUGAAAAGGGAUAACAUUUUUGCAUGCGGUACAGUAAGGGCAAAUCGAGCAAAAUUACCAAAGAAUCAACAGUCGAACAAAAAAUUCGAAAAAGUAAAUCGCAGGCAAAAAGAUGGAUCCUUGCUUCCUAUCAAUUGCCCAGUCGUAUCUGCUGAUUACAAUAAGCACAUGGGCUACGUUGAUUAUUCUGAUCGACUGCUAGCAACUUACAAAAUUGAUCGAAAGUCAAAAAGAUGGUGGUUGAGAUUAUUUUGGCACUUUUUAGACCUAGUGGUAGUGAAUUCAUUCAUUAUUUACAAAAAUCAAAAUACUCAGCCUACUUUGACUUUGAAACAAUUUCGAUUGCAGCUAGUAGAACAAUUAGUUGAUCGCAAACUGAGAACAUCGAAAGGUCGAAAACGCAAGCAGCCAGAAGUAAAUACUCACAAACCAAAAGUCUCUCUCACGAAAAGGCACACAGAAUCAGCUCAUAUGCCUGAGCACUCGACUGACUUUAGGCGUUGUGCCCAUUGGAGUACUCGAGAAGCAUCCAAAAGAACUGCUUGGCACAAUAUUAAUCCUGCUGCUUCGAUAGAUGUAGUAGGCGAUGACAACUGCCCCGAAAGGGGAUGUGUAGAAUGA